Molecule: messenger RNA, 2130 nt
Organism: Trichoplusia ni (cabbage looper)
Lineage: Eukaryota; Metazoa; Arthropoda; Insecta; Lepidoptera; Noctuidae
Product: zinc finger protein 626-like
Exons: 9
Coding region: 587-2059 (490 amino acids)
Cellular component (GO): nucleus
Molecular function (GO): zinc ion binding
Source: RefSeq, a predicted model, not a curated record
UCCUAGAAAUACGAGUCAUUUCAAGGACCCCAAAAUAUUUUAUAGUGUACGUCACUAUUUGUCAAUCUUAAGUCAAUGUCAGUGUCACAGGAAUAAAAUAGUCUACGGAGCCGGCUGUAUGGUAUAAUAUUAAAAAAUGGUAUAAUUUAUAAAUCUUCAUCUUUUACUUUUGUCUGCAAAGAUAGGAGACAGCUAUUAAUAUAUUUAAGCACUUAAUAUGUCAGCAGCAUUUAAAGGUGAGGUCAUGAACGUAUUCCUGGGUUACUGCGUUAAACUAACAAUGAUUUUUCUUAAUACUUAUUUGAGAGCCAAAUUAACUGAAAAAUUAAAACAAGAAAUCAUUUGAACAUCAUAAAAUUCAGCUUAUUUACAACCCCAUUAGUAGGCAGUCAUUUUAUUUUUCACUUUUUUUUAUGAUCAUUCUCAUUCUUUAAUAAGACUGGUCCAUAAUAUAUGAUAAAAAAUAAGUCUAUUAAGUCUGUCAUUAGUGUCACUGUCAGAAUGACCAUCUGCUGGCGUCUAUGUAAGACAUAACCUUAAAAACAAGCUUUAAAAAUAAAUAAAUAAACAAAUAUAAGUUUCAAAAAUGAUAUCGGACAAAUGUCGUAUAUGUUUAAAGAUUCGCAAAAACUUGCGUUCAAUAUAUGAAAAAAAAGAUGAUACUACUUAUGCUUACAUGAUGACUUCUAUUGCUAAUGUGAAGAUACGACCUGAAGACGAGAUAAAUGAUAAAUUAUGUUAUUCAUGUUGUAAAAAGCUCACUGAAGCUUAUGAUUUUAAAGUUUUAAUAGAAGAUGCUGAAAUUACUCUACAAGAAGCUUCAAACUUAAAAAGAAUUAGUUUUAGGGACAUAAAUGACAUUAAAAUUAAGAUUGAAAUAGAAUUGGAUAGUAAACCUUUACCUCCUGUGCAACAACUACCUGCAGAAUUAUUUAAAGAUGGCUCCCAAAGUAUAGCUUACAACAACACUGUUAUAAAGAAAAUUGAACCUGUGCAUACUGAUAAAACAUCACUUUCAGUCAAUGAAUUUCUUAAUUCAAUUAAAACUGAAUCUGACAAUGAUCAUGACUAUCAUGAUUAUGACAUAGGUGUUGAUGAAUAUGGCCAAGACUCGGGGAGUGACUACAGUUUGGAAAAUGAUUUAAAAUCUCGUAAAUUAAAAAAAAAGAAAGCCAGAAUAGGCAUAACAAAAAACAAAAAAAACAAAACUACUGGAAAACCUAAAAGUAAUAGUAAAAAUUGGACAAAAUAUCCUAGCAUGAAACCAAUCAAGCCCAAGUUUAUAGAUGACCUCAGGUUAGCUCGUACAGAAGCUACCCAAAGAUUGUCUCGGAAGCCAAGGAAAAAGGCAUGUACAAAACUAAAUGUUUGUCCGUAUUGUGGCAAACUAUCUAAGUCCAUAAACUCACACAUUUUACUACACACAGCUGAAAGAAAAUUUAAAUGUGAUAAGUGUGACAAAGCAUUCUUUUCGGCUCCUACUUUAACUGAGCAUAAGAAAAAGCAUAAUCCGAACAGAACUUUUAAAUGUGAUCAAUGUAUUGCAGCUUUCAAUUGUAAAGGUAGUUUGAAAAGUCACAUGGCAGUUCAUCGUGAUGAGAAAAAACACGUCUGUGAUAUAUGUAGCAAAGCUUUUAAGAGGAAAGCUAUACUGACACGGCAUAUGAUGAUUCAUAAUUUUGGAAACAAACCUAUUCAAUGUGAAUUAUGUCCUAUGACAUUUAUAACAAAGUAUAAUCUGCGCCAUCACUUGCGAGUCCAUACUGGCGAGCGACCCUUCAAAUGCGAGAUCUGCUCACAACCAUACAGUUAUAAACACGACUUCAACCGGCACUGCUUCAAAAAGCAUGGCGUAUUCUUGAAACGAAGAUCUGUAUACGUAAUGAACGAGGAGGUUUUACAACAAGAGAAGGCCAUUAUGAGAGAUUUAGUGCUUAGAGCUCACGGCGUUAUAAAAGGCGGUGUAGUAGAAAAUCCUUUCGAAGGACCCCAAGCGGCAUUAGCCUUUGAACAGGCGAUGAAAGCCAUAGAAUCUAAUAAAAUCCCUAUCACCUACUAGUGUUAUAAAUAAGUAUAGUUACCGGCACGGAUCUUGAGCGCUGACCUUCACCUGCGCAGAAGUGAUUUUUU